Molecule: messenger RNA, 1206 nt
Organism: Hansenula ciferrii
Lineage: Eukaryota; Fungi; Ascomycota; Saccharomycetes; Phaffomycetales; Wickerhamomycetaceae
Gene: NCS2
Product: Ncs2p
Exons: 1
Coding region: 1-1206 (401 amino acids)
Biological process (GO): tRNA wobble position uridine thiolation
Cellular component (GO): cytosol
Molecular function (GO): tRNA binding; sulfurtransferase activity
Source: RefSeq, a predicted model, not a curated record
AUGGGUCAUGAUAAAUUUAAAGUUAAGUUUGGUGAUGAUUUUACUCCAGAAACUGUAUUAUUCCCUAUUUCAUUUGGUCCUUCAUCUAUUGUUUUAUUAGAUAUUUUAAUUUCAUUAUAUAAAGAACAAUUAAGAAAUCCAAGAGCUAAAUUAGGUUUUAAAUUAUUAAUUAUAUUUAUUGAUGAUUCUUCAAUUAAUCCAUAUGAAAAUAAUGUUAAUGAAAUAUAUAAAUCAUUGGAAAUUCUAUAUGAAUUAUCAAAAUUUCAAAUUAUUUUCAAAAAAAUUGAUAUAAAUUCAUUCAUUAAUAAUAAAAAAUUAUUAAAUAAAAUUACAUUAUUUAAAGAUUUUACAAGUUUUAAAAUUCCAAAAGAUUUAAGUUCAAUAACUUCAAUAAAAGAAAUAUUAGAUGUUACUCCAAAUAGAGCUUCAAAACAUGAUUUAAUUCAAAUUAUUAAAAAGGAAUUAAUUAAAAAUUUCGCAUAUGUUAAUGAUUGUAAAACUAUAAUAUGGGGUCAUAAUAUGUCAAGAUUAGCUGAAGAAGUUAUUUCAUUAACUGUUAAAGGUCGUGGUGCAGAAAUUUUUUUAAAUUUAACAGAUGGAAUUGAAAAAUAUAAUGAAGAUUUUGAAAUUGAACAUUUACAUCCUUUACGUGAUAUUUCACAAAAUGAAAUUAAUAUAUUUAUUAAUUUACAAGAAAUUUCAAAUUUAAUCUUGAUACCGAAAGAAAAAACUGAUAAAUUAAUGGUUAAACAGAAAACUAUAAACGAAAUUGUUGGUGAUUAUUAUACAUAUGUUGAUACUGAAUAUGAUAAUAUUGUAUCAACAGUGGUUAAAACAGGUUCAAAAUUAGUUGAGCCUAUUAAGAAAUAUGACCAUAAAAAUUGUUCAAUUUGUAAAGGUAAAAUUUAUAAUGAUCCAAUGAAUUGGUUAAGAGCUAUAACUUUUAAUGAAUCUAUUGAACCUGAAAAUGAAUUGGAAUUUGAAUCAUUGAAUGAAUGGAAAGAAGCAAAUAAAGAAGAUUUAUUAGAAUUAGAAAAUAGUGAAAAAUUCCCAAUUGAUAUAUGUUAUGGUUGUUCAGUUACUUUAACUGGAACUAAAAAAAGUUCUAUCAAUUGGCCAAUUCAUGAUAAUAAAAGAAGUAAACAAGAAAUUUUAGAUGAAUUCAUAAUAAGUGAUGAGGAAGAAGAGGAGGAAGAACAAGUUUAA